Messenger RNA from Gasterosteus aculeatus aculeatus (three-spined stickleback), 1260 nucleotides. It is a transcript of the gene avp, whose product is annotated as arginine vasopressin. Lineage: Eukaryota; Metazoa; Chordata; Actinopteri; Perciformes; Gasterosteidae. The record is from RefSeq and is a predicted model, not a curated record. Gene Ontology annotation, cellular component: extracellular region; secretory granule. Gene Ontology annotation, molecular function: neurohypophyseal hormone activity.
UGCCGGGACAGCGGACACACACACACGCAUCCACCCAGGCGGAGACAACCUUACCGGAGCGACCAUCCCCAAACCAGCCGCGAUGCCUCACUCCUCGUUCCCCCUGUGCGUCCUGGGACUCCUCGCCAUCUCAUCCGCCUGUUACAUCCAGAACUGCCCCCGUGGAGGGAAACGAGCGCUCCCCGAGACCGGGAUCAGACAGUGCAUGUCUUGUGGCCCCGGAGACCGGGGCCGCUGCUUUGGCCCCAGUAUCUGCUGCGGGGAGGGCCUCGGCUGCCUGCUGGGCUCCUCGGAAAUGGCUAACUGCGUGGAGGAGAACUACCUGCUCACCCCGUGCCAGGCGGGAGGGAGGCCCUGUGGAUCUGACGGAGGCCACUGUGCUGCUUCCGGGCUCUGCUGUAACUCAGAGAGCUGUGCGGUGGACCCUGACUGUCUCGGUGAGAUCGAGGCCUCCGAUCCGGGCCGCGGCACAGCGGGGGCCUCGGCUGCAGAGUUGCUGCUGCGCAUGCUGCACGUGGCCACCAGGGGGCAGGCGGAGCACUGAUGCGCUCCCUGUGGAGGCCCCUCCGCCUUCCCUGGGCCCUUGCAACAGAAGAUCAUACCUCCCUGUUCCACCACAAGCCUUGAAAUUUCAACCGUGAAUCUAUGUUAUGCCCUCAAAAAAAUGUGCUCUCUGAACCGCUGCUGCAAUGAUAUGUGUGUGUCCGUAAAGUCAGCGAGAGCGAGGCCUGUCUUUUAAUUCAGUAAUUGGCUGUUUUCAUCCACAUCCUAAUGGAGACGGAGAAUGCUUAUGAAAAGUAGAUUUAAUGUUCGCUGUGGAAUGUAUAUACUAAUGCACAUAAUGUAAACACAACUGUAUUCUAUACGAGAGACUGGAACACACGUCAGAGCUCCACUUAAAAUAUGAAUUAUAGCAGAAAACCCUGUAAAUAAGUCAGAGAUUUGAGAUUACAGACAUCCACGUAAAACAGCUGGAUGUCGAUUCUAAAGCAGUUCCUUCUUGUGUAGUUGACAUUUAAUGUACAUUUAAAAUAAGAGAAACAAUACAGAAUAUAUCAAUACAAAAAAAACCUCUGCUGUCUGUUUCCAUUAUUCCCAGGGUUUACAUAAUUACACCUCUAACUGACAACAAUUAUUGACUUUCCCAUCUGCUUUUGUAUAUGUGUGCAUGUGUCAAAAAAAUCAAGUUGAGCUGAGCUGAUUUUUACAAGAAAUGGAAAGCUACUUCUGAUAAACCAGCAGAUGUCAUAUGAAACUUCA